UAUUUAGAGAUUGCAUCGUACUACAACCAACUCAGCAGUGUCCAAUCCAAUCCAAACCAAAAGUAGAGCCAUUUAGAACUCAUUGUUUGUACCUUAAUAUAAAAAGCUAGCAGGCUUAGCUAGAAGCUAACUUAACGUAAUGGCUGAGCUACCAAGCUCAGAGACAGAGACAAAUACCAACUGCUAUACACCAUCAUCAUCGCCAUGUGUACCAAUCACCGCUAACACUACAACCCAACACUCUUACUCGGAGCCCCGAUUACCCGACCCGGAUCAGAAGGGGCCCAAGCGGCCCAGAGAUAGCAGUAGCAAGCACCCGGUUUACAGAGGGGUCCGAAUGCGGGCCUGGGGCAAGUGGGUAUCCGAAAUCCGCGAGCCUCGCAAGAAGAACCGGAUCUGGCUUGGCACCUUCGCCACCCCGGAGAUGGCCGCGCGAGCCCAUGACGUGGCGGCGCUCGCCAUCAAAGGCAGCUCCGCCAUCCUCAACUUCCCCGAACUCGCCGGUUCACUGCCCCGACCCGAUUCUAACUCGCCCCGAGAUGUUCAAGCCGCCGCCGCCAAAGCCGCUACCGUCGAGGUUUUCGAACCCCAAACGAAGUCGUCGCGUCGUUCCUCUUCUUCUUCUUCUUCUUCGUCGUCAUCGUCGUCGCUGUCUCAGUCUUCGUCUUCAUCGUCAUUGGCGGUGUCCUCCGGCAACCCUUCAACCCCAGAGGAGCUGGGUGAAAUAGUGGAGCUGCCACCUUUAGGAACGAGUUUCGAAUUACCCGACCCGAGUAAAGAGUUCGUGUUUUUCGACCCGGGUGAUGGGUGGCCCUAUCCUCACCCUUGGUAUCACAGCAUUUAUGAUGACAGGGACUGUGGGGGGUAUUUUAUUGGGGAUCAGAUUUCAAUGCCGGACUCAGAAAAUAUGAUUCUUUCUGGCUUUGAGGGUUCAUUGUGGCAGCAUUAAUGUCUUCCCCCCAUCUGUGUGUGUGCUUUUUCCCUUUUAUUUUUAACCUUCUUUUGUCAUUUUCUGAAUUACAUAGUAUUUAUUUAUUUAACUUUGUAUGUGAGAGCCCUUUUGCAAUUUUUCACUUGAAGGGCUAAUUACAUUUUCUUGUCCCUCGAUUAGCUACCACUACUAGUGUUUUCAAUUUUCUUCCCCCCUAGCCCUAGGUUUG
Gastrolobium bilobum is the source of this 1160-nucleotide messenger RNA. RefSeq names its product ethylene-responsive transcription factor TINY-like. Gene Ontology annotation, biological process: regulation of DNA-templated transcription. The transcript has a single exon. The coding region runs from base 140 to 949 and encodes 269 amino acids. The record is from RefSeq and is a predicted model, not a curated record. Gene Ontology annotation, molecular function: DNA binding; DNA-binding transcription factor activity. NCBI's taxonomy places the organism in Eukaryota, Viridiplantae, Streptophyta, Magnoliopsida, Fabales, Fabaceae.